Messenger RNA from Nematocida minor, 1352 nucleotides. RefSeq lists its product as uncharacterized. The transcript has a single exon. NCBI's taxonomy places the organism in Eukaryota, Fungi, Microsporidia. The record is from RefSeq and is a predicted model, not a curated record. The annotation marks the transcript as partial.
AUGAAAAAAGUUAAGCUGAAAAUAAAUAUAGAUAAAGCUGCAGAAGCAUGCGAGUCUGCUGAUAUUAGAGACUGUCUUGAUGCAAACAUUGCAGAUAGCAUUAAGCUAAGCUAUUUUGCCGUACUAAAGUGCAUACUUGACAAUAUCGAAAUAGAAAGCAGCGCGUAUACGGAUGAAGAAAAAGAAAAGAUUCUGGGCAUAGUUAAGAAUGGGAUCUAUCAGUACUUUAUAUACUAUGGGUAUGGAUUGGCAGAUAUAAGCCAUUUACACGACUGUCUGUUGGAUACAGAGGAUAACCCAACUAAGCCAAAUGUUCUCUCUUUGGUCAGCAAAGCCAUGGACGCAAAUCCAUUUAUAUAUGACCCAAAGCACGGAAUCUAUAGAAACAGUAGGAUAAAUGAGAAUACUAAUGAAGAGCUGAGCACCAGAACAUAUACGCUGAAGAUCAAAGAUAGAAGCCCUCCUGUGAACUUAGAAGGCCUACUCAAGCUCACCUCAGAGAGCCUCGAUAGAGACAUCUUCUGCUAUGUAUCCAAUUCAGUAAAGUCAAUGGACAUGAGCAUUCUAAAAAAGUACUCGCCCACAGAGAAAUACUACAGUCUCGAUGACUUAUACAAAAAAAAGUACAAGAGCAGCGAAGUUUCUUUGGUAGACCACGGGCUGAAGUUUAUUCACGAGAACUAUUACAAAAUUGCCAAGCUAAUUAGGCUAUGCAAAGAAAUAGAAGUCAUUUCUAACAGGCCAGGGGUUGAAAUAGAGAAAGAAAUCAGCGAGCUGUUUGGUCUUGAGGACUUAAAAAUAGUUGUCUCUAUUGGCAACAACAUAAAAGAAAUCAACUAUGAAAAAAGAAUACACAACCACAUGAUUAAAGCUAUAGAAUACAUGGCAGACCACACAAACCACUUGAAAAGAACGAGUGGAUCUAACACUCUGAAGAUAAAAAGAGAUCUGAGUGAUUUUUGCCAAAAGUAUGUAGAUAAUAUGAUGCUGAAAAGGAAAGUGCUUAAAAAGAGAGACAAGCUAGGCAGUGCAUUCGACAGGAAGGCCAGAGCGCUCGGUAAGGCGCAUGACGAAUACAACAGAAAAUCUUUGUACAUACGAGAAUAUUUAAAAAGACUGGAGUGCUAUAAGAAUAUUGUAAAUCUGUCUGAGAAACGCGAAAUUAAAAAGCUACAAAACCACAAAAACUCAAUAGAAUGGCAGCUAGAGAGAGAAAGCUUGCAGUCCGAUAGCAUCCGCGAGCUUCAAAAUAGCCUCCAGUUUUUGCCCAAAACAAGCCCAGUCCAGCAAGAAUACAUGUUCAAAAAAAUAAAAGAGCUUGGAAAAGAACGGAGCAUAGAAGUGAUAGAAGA